GACAUUCAAUGAUGAAGAGCUUGAAAAGUGUGUUGCAGGCUCCGCAAGAACACUAUAUUCAAUCUUUUGCUCACUAAAUGAUCAUCAGCUUCAGAGAACAUCCUGACACCUUCAAUCAGAUCAUUUUUCGCCAAGAUAUGGCACGUUUAAGGGAUUUUCAUCAGUUUUAAAGCUAAAUUCCGGGUAUUCCAAAUGCAUAUGUCAUGUUGUCCACCACGAACAAUGUUUACCCUUGGAUAACAACACAUUUGAGGUUAUCUAUUUCUUAUGGAAACUCCAGUGCCGCUUCAUCGCGUCACUGGGUCACUGCUAUGAGCUGUCACAAUACGAAAAAAAAAAAUCUUGAGUAUAAACAGCACCGAGGACAGUGUGACUAAUGGUGUGAGGUUGACCUCUUCCUGGUGCCACCAUCCAGCGAAUUGUAAUGUAUUAUCAUUACCGAGCAAUUCCAGAAGCCACAUUUCUCCAGAAACUCUUCAUGAGCAUUUGAUCUCGAAGACUUUAGAAGGACAACGUGAACAGUCAUGGAGACGAUAAUGCGGGACAGGAUAAUGGGGUUCGCCAAUGUGGUCAUGAGAGUCCCCCCUCUGUUCAUCAUCGAUGAACUAUUAAGGAUCAGCCUGGGGGUACCUGAGGAGAAUGUAAUCGUACUAUCUAACGAAACAGUUGUAGAUAAUCUGAAGGUCAGCAGUGUGCAAAAUACAAUUGUCGGUUCCUUGGUCUCAGCAGAACCAUUUUUUAUGAAACAAUUUAAUAUUGACGACUACCUCUAUCAGACAAAUGUAAUCACACCCAUGAAAUUCUUCGCGUGUUGCUCGGGUAUCCUCGCGUCAUUGUAUAUAUUCAUGCUGUGGACAAAGCAUCUGAUUGUUGUCUACCUGUACCUGAUAUCAGUUGGCACGAUAUUUUUAUCCUACUGGUCCAACGUUAGUACGAUGAAAGCCGUUAUUGCCUAUGUAAAUUCAUUUGACACAUCGACGAGCAUAUUGGACGAUAUACUGUGUUUGAACAUCAGUCAACUUAUGAGUUAUGGCCCUGGAAUAAUGGUCAUCCAGAAUUAUCUGCUGCAGAGUCUAUUUGCGUGUAUAUUCUGCUACAUUCAUCUGGCCCCACGUCAUCCGAUACUCCAAAAAUUACUGGCCGCCAGUUUUUUGACACCUUCUGUACUGGCGAUCACUCCGUUACCAACAAAUGUUCUCCACCAUGCGCCAGUAUUCAGUACGCUCCUUCCCCUGGCGGUCACCAAAUUCAUCCUCUGGUACAAUAGCCUAGCAAUGCUGAAGAUAAUUCACGCUGGCUACAAGCACGCCCGCACCUUCAUCAGCAAUUACGGUCUCUCCGCCCUAGCCGAGAUCGAGUGGAUCCGUCUGAACGUUCCAAACGUUCUUCGCACCUUUUGGAUGCUGAGGGUCAGCGAGCAAAUAAUCCAGAUACUGGGUAACAACUACGGUGACGAGACCCUCACCCUCUGCACAAUGAUCAAGACCCUCCUGGUGAAUGGCUGCGAAACAUUGACAGCUGUCCUGGGCAUGACCAGUAUCAUUUCCUACAUCUGCCACCACAUCGGUGGCUUCUUCCAGUGGGUUCUCCUCACCGAGCACAACGACGAGAAGAGCAUUGGCACAGUAUCCGCCAUAUUGUUCUACAUACUGGCCCUUCAGACUGGUCUCACCAGUCUCGAUCGUGACAAACGUCUCGUCAAGCUCUGCCGAAAUUUCUGCCUCCUCUUCACAGCUGUUCUCCAUUUCGUUCACAAUAUUGUCAAUCCACUCCUGAUGUCCUUGAGUGCCUCUCACAAUCCAGCUCUUCACAGACACCUUCGGGCUCUAGCUGUCUGCGCCUUCCUCAUAAUAUUUCCAGUCUCACUUCUCGUCUUCCUUUGGUCGCACUUCUCCAUCAGCACUUGGCUGCUAGCUGUCACCGUCUUCAGCAUCGAGGUAAUCGUCAAAGUGCUGGUGUCGCUCUCCAUAUACUCUCUUUUCCUCAUUGAUGCUUAUCGAAGCACCUUCUGGGAGCAGCUCGACGACUGUGUUUACAUAAUUAAAGCUGUUGGAAACACGAUUGAAUUUGCUUUUGGAAUUGUCCUCUUCUUCAAUGGAUUUUGGAUCCUCAUUUUUGAAUCUGGUGGAGCUGUACGCGCCAUCAUGAUGGGCAUUCAUGCCUACUUCAAUAUUUGGAAUGAAGCCAAGGCUGGCUGGAGUGUCUUCAUGAAACGCAGAACAGCUGUCAACAAAAUUAAUUCACUUCCCGAAGCCAAGAUUGAGCAGCUCAGGAUGCUUGAUGAUGUCUGCGCUAUUUGCUAUCAGGAAAUGAAGAGUGCCAAGGUCACGAGGUGCAAUCACUACUUCCAUGGGGUUUGCUUGAGAAAGUGGCUGUAUGUGCAGGAUCGCUGCCCAUUGUGUCAUGAUAUUCUUUAUAAGGUCGAGAGCUCGCAGGAAGGGAAGAGUCAGCCUGUCGUUCCACAGAAUGAGGAAGGGCUCGCUCAUCAGCCUGAUGAUCUUGGUCAGGAGGGGAAUGAGGCGAGGGAGGAUGACGGGGGGGAGGAUACACAGGCGGCUCGAUCACCCGAAUCCAGGAUUUCUACUGUCUGACUCUUGUUGGGGAGCACAUUGUGAUAAUUAUUAAGUCAAUUUUCAGUUUUUUAUCGGGGAAAGGGAUGGAUGGAUAAAUUUUGUUGGAAAAUCUGGCAAAUGUAGUUGAUAAUUCUGUGGAGAUGGUAUUCAAGGUCUGGAUAGAGUCCUUUCGGAACGGUAUCAAUAUUCAUUUUCAUUUGAUUUUUCGUUUACAGGGCCCAGUUAUUUUAAAAGAAUUUUUUGAGGUGAUGGAAUUCCAAAAAAUUAUAAAUACAAACUAGAAAAUUUCUUACGAACUAGGAAAAAUAGGGAGCAUUUUUAAAGAGCCUUUUUAAUGAAAGUUGGAAAAUAAAUGAAUGUCUUGAUGGUCUCAUCGAUUGUGACAUCGGUUAAUUCAGUUUGUCGGUUGAUAAUUGAUUGAUGGUCGAUUACAGAGUGAGCUGAUGGGUGUUUUUUCCAAAAUAUCUCUUUGAUUUUUUUUAAAUAAGGUAUAUCAUGGCGAAGUCUUGAUGGGAUAUUAAUUGACAUUAAUUGAGUGACUUCAUUCGAUUGAUCAAGACUGAAUAAAUCAAUAUGAUGUUUUCAGAAAAACGCUCAUCUGGCAAUUCUGUAUAAUUAUCAAUCAAGUUUUUCGUCUCCAGUUUUCAUGAAUUAAUCAUAACAUUGGCUUAAAAAAUACCUAAAGUUUUUUCAAAAUCUUCUUUUAUUAAUGACAUAUAGGCGAAGUUUAUAACAUGAUAGAGUAAUAACUAUAUCUAUUUCUAAUUACAAUAUUCGAUUUCUUCGAGUUUUUCCAAAUGUAUAUUUAUAAUCUUCGGGAAUUUCGUAGUGACAAAAAAUCAGGUCAAAAAGCUACAGCUGUCGGGAUAAAAAAUCAAAUGAAAAACAGUCCAAUGAACGAUCGGAAAGUAGUUUAUCCGGAUCUCAAAUUUCUAUUAAUCUUCCGUCGAUUCUAUGGAUAUAGUCAAUGAACAAUAUUCUAUACGAAAGUUAAAAGAAUUUGAUUUUUCUGAACCACUUAUUCUAUUAAAGCAUUGGCUAUGGAAUUUCAUCGGUUAUAUUUUUUUGUUAUUUCUUUGUUGAUAAAAUACGAAACUGGAAUGAAAAGAAUUUGUUAAAAAACUCGAUGUAUAUUAAUUUUUUCUGUGGAAUAUUUUCUGUUAAAAAAUUCGAUAGAACUGUCCAAUGAAUACACUCGGUGUUUCUAUGGAACUAUGAUUUUUAAAAAUUGCCGUUGUCACUUGGCAAUUUUGUUAAAGGACAGCAAAAGGAUUUGUAACAUUGUCUCCCGAAUAAUUUUGCACAAUGAGAGAAAUUAACGAACAAAUUGCGUUGAAUUCGAUUGAUCAUUUUGGUGGAUCCUGUCAAAUUUCCAUCUAUUGGAAAUUCUGUAAUUUGUUUGUUAUGUUCUAUUGAGUAAUUCUGCAGAAAUUUUCAGUCAACAAUUUAUUGUGAAAUUUUUUAAUAGUUAAGAUCGUAGACAUUAUUGGAGAACAACUACCCGUAGAAUUUCAUUGUUGUAUGCUAACAUUUUUGUAAGACUUUUUCUGUACAAAUUCCUCUCUAUCAAUUUUCAAUGUUUUUUUUACUCGAAAAAAUUCGAGCUGAGGAGCUUUUAUAGAAAAAAACCUUAAGAGCAGUUUCACAUCACUUCCCAUGUAGAUUAAAUAACAUUAAAAAAAUGACUUUCAUACAUUUGCCGGCGCAUUACUGAUAAAAAAAUUGAUAGAAAAAUCUAGUGAGUCCGUUAGAAAAUUCUGUUGGUGUUCUAUUAGAAUUUCAUAUAUCUGUGGCUGAUCCUCUCAAAAUUUUUGAUAAACAAUAUUCGAUAAAGAAGUCAAUAGAAUUCGCUUUUUGUACAUGAAUUAUUCUAUUGACCUACUGUCCAUCGAAUUUCUUGGCCUCAAAUGUUUGACCUUUCGGUAUUUUUUACUCCAAAAAUAAGAAAAGGAGAAUACGAAAAUUUUGGAAAUCUGAAUGUUACUGAAUAUUGUCGGUUAAUGAUUUAAUGAGAAUUGGUGAACCAAUGGAAACUUGAAUAGAAAUUCAGCAGAAUAUUCUAAAAAAUUCUCUAGGUUUUUUAUCGAUUUUGUUAAUUUAAUCAGAGUCAGAGUUUUCCAGGUGAUUCUUCCUUAAUUUACGUUUCUUGGAUUAAUUUCCACGUUCAACAACCAAUUUAGUUGAUGACUGGGAGUGAAAUUUGGUAGUGAAGGAGGAACGGGAGAACUCAGAGAAUGCAACAUGUGUCACAUAAAUUUGUGAAAAAUAGUAUUUUUGUUAUAUUCUCCUUUAAUUUAUAUUCGAGAAAUUUCCUUCGCAGAAAAUCUGGUGCUUCUCAAAAAUCAAAUAACAUGGCAGAAUUUUUUUCUGAAAAAGCAAAACAAAACGUCGUUUUUUACCGUCAAAAAGUAAUUACAAUAUUUUUUUUUAAGUAAUUAUAUAGUUCCAAAUAAAUUAAAUAAAUUAAUUGAAUGUGAAUAUAACAGUCGAACCAGAGAAUUUAAAUAUAAUACUAAAAAUAAACCAAAAUAAUUCACUAAAUAAACUAUUCUUCUACGAAAUGAUUUAACAUAAUAAGUAGCCCAUUGUUACACAUUACAUUCGUAACAAUUGCAACCCUAGGGAAAUUUCUGCAUUACUUAUUUCAUGAAAUUAAUUAAAAAAAAAUUUUGAUUGAGUGAAUCUAUAAACAAUAUCUCAAUUGCAGACGUAAAUAAAUUCUCUUCUAUUGACUCUGUUUAUAGAAAAAUAUUUGUUAUUGAACAUUUCCAUAAAAUUGGUGAAAAACUACUAAAAUUCAUUAAAAAUCCAAUAAUUUUUCUGUUUCAUUCUCUUUUACGUUUGUCCCAUUUGUCCAUGUGAAAGUCAUAUAAAUAGAAAUGUCUCUGAAUAUAAUGAAGACAGCGUUUUUUCACCUUUUUUGUAAUGGAAAGUUCAAGAUUCCAAAAUUGUAAGUGUCAAUAUUUUUCUAUUUUGCUUCAGUUCAAAAAUGCCCAACAAAAACUUAUUUAUUAUCAAGAGAACUCUCGUUCCAUUCAUCCACUACCGAGACAGAUAUAGAAAAAGUCUUUUUUUUAUAAAAUAUGAGAAGUUGUUAAUUUGCUGGAAUCGAACAAUUCCGUCAAAACAGGGUAAUCGCUCUUUGUUUUGUGACUUCCAAGUUCCGCGAGGAUUGAAGGAGUGGAGAUGGGGAAAUUGUAUGUACAACACUCCCAAGGGUUGUAUGUAUCAUAAAAAAUCUAUAUUAAUCUCGAUGUCAUCAUCAUUGUACCUCUUAAAGAGAAAAAAGAAAUAUAAUUAUUUAAUUAACAUAUAAAA
Diachasmimorpha longicaudata is the source of this 5891-nucleotide messenger RNA. RefSeq names its product protein TRC8 homolog (gene Trc8). NCBI's taxonomy places the organism in Eukaryota, Metazoa, Arthropoda, Insecta, Hymenoptera, Braconidae. The coding region runs from base 525 to 2591 and encodes 688 amino acids. The record is from RefSeq and is a predicted model, not a curated record. Gene Ontology annotation, biological process: ERAD pathway. The transcript has 2 exons. Gene Ontology annotation, cellular component: endomembrane system; endoplasmic reticulum.